UUUGAGCAUUCAUACAAACCCGGACAGAACAAACCAGUAAAAUCGUGCCUACAUUGCGAGCGCAGACACAAGUAAUCUGUGCAUACCAUAUUGUGUUGUCUACAGUCUUGACCGUGAAAGUGUGACGGCUCUCUUCAGUCAACUCAACCGACUCUUGGGCACUGUCCAAAAACUUUGGGAAGCGCACUCGAGCUUAGCACCAAGUCUCCCCAAGACAAGACCACCUCCCUCUACCUCUCUCUCUCAUUUUUGCGAUAUCGAGUUCAUGUCUAAGAGAUGACGUACUUCGCCGACUUGCACACAUACCUCCAUCAAUCCUCCCUCCUCAUCCAAGCCUAUCCCACCACAAGGAUAACAACAAAAUAUUCAUUACCACGAAAACCAAACCCAAAGGCUCGAUCAUCAUCAAAAUCGAAACAGACAGACGUUGGGGAUGCUGCUUCAACAACACCAGCUACACAAUCGCAAUCACAAGCGGCGAAACGUGAGCCUUCGGCCGUCCUCGUUCUUAAGACCUUCCACCCCGAAUCUGGCAUAUGUCUGAAAUAUCGAACCGACAAGGCCGCCGAGGUGGGACGAUUACUCGCAGGUCUGGGCCGGUUAGCAAAAGGCGAAGUGAUUGAGGUCCCCACCAGCAGCACGACAAGCGGGCAAAAUGUGCCGGCGACGACGAAUGGAGCAGCAGGAGCAGAUAAAAUGGAAAUCGACAGUGGCGCGGGCGUGGCAGUACCGAAGACGGGAGACAGCACAGUCGCUGCACCGCCGGCUGCGACCCAGACUGGAGGAGGCGCCGGCGCCGGUGGAAAGGGUAAAAAGAAGAAAGGAAAGAAGUGAAAUUGUGGUUCACCGCCCAGGAGAAGAAUCUUGACUGGAUGUGACUUUCUUGUCAGGCUUAAUCAUACAGAAUGCGGAUGUCUGUACUCGACCGAAAGGCUUGAGUCAUCCAAGCAGAUUUCCGGGUUGCGCGAACUUCGGGAAUGUAAUGAAGUUCCCCAAGCUCGCUGCGGAGGCUGAUACUCUCAAUCUCUCACAAUGCAACUUAGACAACCGGUGCGGAAGUUAUCGACUCCUAUCAACGCAAAUUCAUCAUCAGUUGAGUCGCGCCCCAUGAAGGAGAGCAUUCCUGGGCCCGGCACAUGGUGUUCGUCUAUGUUCGAAGUCUAUGAACUGUAGGAAUGUACUCCCCGCGCGGGAUUGAGCAUUCUCCUUAAUGGGAGAGAGCAUUGAACGUGGAGGAAUCCGUAAGCUGGCUUCGGUGUCCGGGUCAAUAUUGCCACACACAGUGGCUGCAGAUAGCCCAUGAAUACACACCUAGGUAUACCC
Exophiala oligosperma is the source of this 1323-nucleotide messenger RNA. RefSeq lists its product as uncharacterized. Gene Ontology annotation, biological process: SRP-dependent cotranslational protein targeting to membrane. The coding region runs from base 277 to 834 and encodes 185 amino acids. The transcript has a single exon. Gene Ontology annotation, cellular component: signal recognition particle, endoplasmic reticulum targeting. NCBI's taxonomy places the organism in Eukaryota, Fungi, Ascomycota, Eurotiomycetes, Chaetothyriales, Herpotrichiellaceae. The record is from RefSeq and is a predicted model, not a curated record.